UCUAUGAUGGAGGAGCUGAAACGAGGAUCUGUUGUGGGCAAAAUUGCUCAGGAUUUGGGAGUAGAUCUGAAGGCUUUCUCUGCUCGGAGUCCCAAAAUUGAAUUUGAUGGAAGUAAGCGUUAUUUCGACAUCAAUCUCCAGACAGGGGAGCUGAUCGUGAACGACCGGAUAGAUAGGGAGGAACACUGCGGACAAAGGCCGACCUGUAGCCUACAAUUCGACUUCUUUUUAGAAAAUCCUCUGGAGCUGCAUCGAGUCGUGGUUGAUGUACAAGAUAUCAAUGACAACGCUCCAUCAUUUCCUAAUGACCAUAUCAGUUUGGAAAUCAGAGAAUCUGCGGAUACGGGGGCCCGGUUUUCCAUCGAUGAAGCCCUUGACCCAGACAUUGGAAUAAACACUGUUCAGGGUUACAGCCUUUCCCCCAACGCUCACUUUACUCUUGCCGUGCAUAACAAUGCAGAAACAGGUAAAUACGCAGAACUUGUCUUAGAAAAAGAAUUAGAUCGUGAAAAAGAGGACAAGAUAUCCCUUAUUUUGACAGCACAUGAUGGCGGCAAUCCGCUGAGGUCAGGGACAGUAAUGAUACAUAUUCAGGUGUUGGAUGCAAAUGAUAACGUGCCUGUUUUUACUCAAACAGCAUACAGAGUAAAUGUCGCUGAAAACGUGCCGCUUGGGACAUCAGUUGUUACUGUUAGUGCAAGUGAUGCAGACGAAGGGGCAAACGGAGCCGUCACAUACGAUUUCAGUCAUGUGUCGACCAAGGCUAAAAGCGCAUUCACGCUUGACCAGAAAACUGGAGUCAUAACAGUGAAAGGACCAUUAGAUUUCGAAGAAAAUCCGUCUUUUGAAAUGCGCGUUAAAGCCAAGGAUGGGUCUGGUCAAGCAGCGUCGUGUAAAGUAAUUGUAGAUGUAACAGACGUUAAUGAUAAUGCCCCUAUUAUCUUGAUCAAGUCAUUAAAAACUCCCGUCUCUGAAAAUGUGCCCGUCGGCUCAGAAGUGGCUAUUAUUUAUGUUCAAGACAAAGACACGGGUCCUAGCGGCAAGGUGUCUUGCUUGAUUCUUCACAGCACUAAAUUCAGAUUAAAUGCUUCAAUUAAAAACCACUUUUCUUUAGUCACUGUUGAUUCUUUGGACCGUGAAGUUGAGUCAGAAUACAACAUCACAAUCGUUGCAACUGAUGAAGGCACUCCUUCUCUCUCAUCCUCAAAAAAUAUACAUUUGGCGGUUGCUGAUGUGAAUGAUAAUCCCCCUGUAUUUGAACAUCAGUCCUACAGUGCAUAUGUGACUGAGAAUAACAAGCCUGGCUCCUCUGUCUGUUCUGUUACUGCGAGAGACCCAGACUGGAGACAGAAUGGCACAGUGUUCUACUCUCUGUUGCCCAGUGAGGUCAAUGGUGUUCCGGUCUCCUCAUAUGUAUCCAUUAAUGGAGACACAGGGGUGAUCCAUGCUGUGAGGCCCUUUGACUACGAGCAGUUCAGAAGCUUCAAAGUUCAGGUUGUAGCCAGAGACAAUGGUUCUCCUCCACUCAGCAGCAACGUGACUGUGAGUGUGUUCAUAACAGAUGACAAUGAUAACUCUCCUCAGAUAUUGUACCCUACUCCAGAAGGAAACUCCUUCAUGACUGAGAUGGUUCCUAAAGCUGCUCUUUCUGGCUCGCUGGUCUCCAAAGUGAUCGCUGUUGAUGCUGACUCUGGACAGAACGCGUGGCUGUCGUAUCAGAUCGUGAAGUCGACUGAUCCGGGACUUUUCACUAUUGGUCUCCACAGUGGAGAGAUCAGGGCUCAGAGGGACAUUUCUGAAUCUGACAGCAUGAAGCAGAACCUUGUGAUCUCAGUGAAAGAUAACGGACAGCCCUCUCUCUCUACAACCUGUGCCGUAUAUUUACUCAUCUCUGAUAACUUGGCUGAAGUUCCUGAGCUGAAAGACAUGUCUUAUGAGGAGAACAGUUCUAAACUCACAUCUUAUCUGAUCAUUGCUCUGGUGUCUGUUUCCACAUUUUUCCUCACUUUCAUCAUUCUCAUUGUGGCCAUACGGAUUUGUCACAGGAGAAAGCCCAGACUGUUGUUUGAUGGAGCAGUAGCCAUUCCCAGUGCAUAUUUACCUCCCAACUACGCAGAUGUUGAUGGAACUGGAACUCUCCGUAGUGCUUACAACUAUGACGCCUAUAUGACCACAGGGUCACGUACCAGUGACUUCAAGUUUGUUACGUCCUACAAUGACAACACUCUGCCUUCUGGCACCACUCUGAAGAGGAGUCCAGGAGACAACAGUGACUGCCUCAACUUCACUUCACUUGACUUCACUGAGAAUGGAUCUCAGUUCUCCACUCUGUGUUUGCUGAAGGGCACCACAGCUAUGAAGUUUGGCUUUGUGCUCAGCUCCCCUGCUCACAAUUUUCCCUACCAAUCCAGAUAA
Molecule: messenger RNA, 2415 nt
Organism: Sardina pilchardus (European sardine)
Lineage: Eukaryota; Metazoa; Chordata; Actinopteri; Clupeiformes; Clupeidae
Product: protocadherin gamma-A11-like
Exons: 2
Coding region: 4-2415 (803 amino acids)
Biological process (GO): homophilic cell-cell adhesion
Cellular component (GO): plasma membrane
Molecular function (GO): calcium ion binding
Source: RefSeq, a predicted model, not a curated record